Molecule: messenger RNA, 3819 nt
Organism: Effrenium voratum
Lineage: Eukaryota; Dinophyceae; Suessiales; Symbiodiniaceae
Source: the annotation of a GenBank genome assembly
AUGGCUGGAGCCCGACUCCUUGGUGCUCUCUUGACCUAUGCCUUCGGGUUCGACGUGGAUGGCUUCGAAGGGCGGGACCUGGUUCAGGCCGAUGUGACUGGCACUGUCUCGAACGUCACAAUCGAGCCCUUCACUUUUGGCGGCUGCUUCUCCGCUGACCUGUCUGCUGGUGCACUUGGCUUCAACUACACUACUUCAAUAGCCUCAUCGCCCUCUGACUGUGCCGUGGUUUGUGCAGCUCACGAGGCCUUCCUCGUUGGGCAGGGUGCCUGCUAUUGCGUAGAGCCCUCCACCUUCGCGCUGGGCGCCUGGCAGCAGCUGGAGGAAGUGAGCUGCGAUGCGCCUUGCGAUCGCUGGAGCUCCCUGGACUUCGGCAGCCUCACGGCAUACUUCCAGACCUUGCCCGGCUUCUGUGGGAGCAGCACCGAAGGCAUCUUCAGCUAUUAUGAGACUUGGACCGCGGUCAGCGCUGUUGGUCAAGGAGUUCUCGAUCGCGCCCGUGCGCUGUGGUGGCAGGUAGUCAUGGUGCAGUCCCUGAUGUCAAGCUCAGAGCACCGGGACCUGUUCCAGGAGGGCACCUGGCUGUGGCGCCUCCACGCGAGCUCGGCCAGCACCGGUCGUGCUGCCUUCCCAUUGCACCGGGAUUUGGAUGAGUCCAUCCUGGGCCUGCUGAUGGAUGAGGAGCCGGCGAUGCCGAUGAUCAUGGGCACAUCCUACACGGGCAGCUUGUAUGCAGUGCCUGCCGGGACCAGGAGUCCUGCCCAGCUGGUGGUGGCCGGCGCCAGCUUCCCAGGGCACACGGUGGAUGGCACUUCUGUGCAGCCCGGCGCCGCGCCAGUGGCCUCCUUCGACCAAAACAGGCGCACCUUGUUCGCUGCGCAGCCCAUCGGCUUCGGGAACUCGAGUCUUUAUGCGCUAGAGCUGGAUGCCCCCAACGAGUUGGCCUACCGCCACCUGCGCUUCAUCCCCUUCUGCAACUCUUCCUGGUGUGCCGUAAAUGAGCUUCGCUUCCGGUACCAGGAAUUGGAGAUUGACAUGUCUUCGACGCUGACCUACUUUAUGCACGACCUCACUGAUCCUUUGCUUCGACAUGGCGCUAUUCUCAUUGACUUUCCGGCGGCCGUUUUCAUUGAUGAGUUUUCCUUCUCCAUGCCGUACAACACGACAGCGAGCGCCCCAACUCGCUGGAUCUUGCAGGGCAGCAAUGACAGGGUGCGGCGCUGCAGUCUGACAGGAGCGCCGAGCUACCAGGCGAUGAAGGAUGGCACCUACGUCCAGAUGGCCGGGGAGACCUUUCAGGGCCGCACAGUGUACCGGGACGCCGCAGGAGCCAUUAUCUACUGGGACCAGGCCACCCUUAGCUGGUGGGUGAGCCCUCGCAUCCACGAAGGCGGGUACGGAGCCAUCCGCUGUGUUGGGGAUGCGGCGGAUCCGCAUUUGCUAAGCCCGGCUUCCUGCGUAGCAUGGAACGGGCAGCUCUGGGACAUUGCGCCUAAUGUGUCCUUCAGCUGCCGCGGCAACGAGUGGGUGGUUCUUCAUCAGCAAAGCAGGCCUUACCCGUUGCCAGACGUGCCUUCCGCUCCCUUGCGGUGGUUCAAGGUCUCGCGCGUGGGGGUGGACUGGACACUGCUCAUCGAGGACAUCCCGGGCUUGGUCGGACAGCUGCUCUCCGACUUGGACGAUGGCUACGUCGCUGCCGGCGUUACAGUAGGUGGCGAGAGCAUGCUCAAGACGCUGGGCCAGAUCGGCGGCGACAAGAGCCAGGAUCGCUGCAGCGUGUCCUUACGGGUGAACCUCAGCUUCGUGGAGGGAUCGGACCCUGGGCACGCCGUGGACUGCGCGGCCACAGCCUACGGCAUCGGGGGCUGGCUUUGGCCAGACUCCCAGGGAUCUGGGAAGCUUUGGCUGACCUGUGCCAACGACACCGAGUUUCAAGCUGACAACUGGGUGCAGCGCUACGCCGAAGCCACCGCCGAUGCAGACUUUUCCUUCUCCGGUGGCCUUGAGAAAUCUCCGGACGCGCAUGUGCUGAAGGCGCAGCUGGUGCGGAUUCUGGAGCUGGCAGUGGCGCCCACGCUCUUGUCCGGGCUCUCGCUGUCGGGCCCCGUGAACUACUUUGUGUGCCCCACGGGCACCAACUGCACCUUCAGCCCGGACCUGGAGGUCCGCAUCAUCAAGGGGGGCGCCAGUUGCGGGUGCGGAGAGCAGGUGCUGACCAUCGAGACCCACGGCUUCUACAAGGCCUGCUACUGCCUCACGGAGCUGAUGGUAGCGGCGGCGGGCUCCUGCAGUGCGGACGCAGACUUCACCUCGCUGGCGGGGAUUGUGCUGGGGGCCGGCCCGGAGCCGGCGCGCCUGGCCAGGAUGGAGAUGGCUCUGGGCAGCUCCUGGCAGCCAGGAAUUACCGGCUUCACCUCCCACACUUCCAUCUACCAAGGCAUGCUGCAGUAUGCCCUGGGCGCUGACCUCUCCGUGUCCUUCCCCUCCUUGGUGGCCAUUACCAAUGCCUCGGAGCCCGUUUGCGGCUUCAACCCCAGCGCCUGUGACCUCGUGGGCGAAGUCUUCUGCGCCCUUGGGGAGCCGUGCUUGGCACGGCUCAACGGCACAUCCAUGCGGAGCUUCAAUGGCCUGGCGGUGGUGCGGAAGGACGACACCUGUUCCUUUGCGCUCGAGCACCUGGCGGCCUUCGAAGGGCUGAGCAACCCCAAGGUGGGCUGCAGUCGCAGCGACGGGCACAAGGCCAGCUACCGGCCGGUGCAUACCUGGGAUUUGGGCCAGCCAACGAGAGGGGCGACAGAUGUGGGAGUGGACGAGCCCGGGCCAGGUGUCUACAGGCUCUGCUGGAGCUACGAUCCAACCAACAGCACGCCGGGCGAGGAGUAUCCGUUGGACGCCGGCUAUCUCAUGAUGUUGGGACCUUUGGCCAUGGACUUCGAGUGCUUUCUGAACUUCCCCUGCGUCAUCAACAUCAGUGGCAUCGGCUUGGCCGCCAGCAACAAGGUUCUGCUCGUUGAAAGCUCGGCGGGACGAUGCGGGGACUCCAACCUGCCUGCCUUGGAUGGUCGGUGGAAUUUCAGCAAUCCAGCCGCCGCUGGCCAGGAUCUAUUUGGGAGCUACAACCUGUACUCCUUCGGCUUGGCCAAGGGCAAGUCUGGCGCGUCCCAUAGGAUCUGCUGGGCUCAUGAUCCGACUGGCUCCGAAUCUUCCGACUUCAAGGUGGAGAUCGACCCCGACUUCUUGUGGAUACGGCUUACUGCGAUCGUGGACUGCGUUCCUGGUCGCACUUGCAGCGUCGCUGUGCUGGGCAGCGGCAUUUUGCCUUCCAGCCAGGUGCUGAUCAUCGCAAACUCCGGGCGCUGCGGCAGCGCCAGCGCCCUCGAGAUCCCGGGCCUCGCGAACCCCGCGUCCCCCGCGUCCACCAACGGCACCUCCGGAAUGUACGUCUUUGGUUCCGCCGCCUCCACUCCGCUCGGGUUCCGGAUCUGCUGGGGCUCCGCGCCCAGCGGAGAGGCCGCGGGCUUCCCCGUGGAGUUGCAGUAUCCCAUGUACUACGAGGCCACGGUCUUUGCGACCCAAGUGGGCGCAGUAAAUCUUGCGCUGAUGGACAGUGAGAGGGGCGGCAGGCACCGGGCAUUGGCGCUCUUCGCGGAUCCUUCGGAGACGCCAAGCACCAGCAACGCUUUGAUGACGGGCUCUCCCGCGCACUGGGCGGACUUCGGCACCUCCGCGGGGCAUGCCGCGGGGGCGGUGCUGCACAUCGACGGCGCGGACCGGGCGCUGCCGGCGGUGGGAGACCUGGCGUGGAAUGUCCUCACUUGA